Messenger RNA from Phragmites australis (common reed), 1122 nucleotides. Its product is annotated as protein neprosin-like. NCBI's taxonomy places the organism in Eukaryota, Viridiplantae, Streptophyta, Magnoliopsida, Poales, Poaceae. The record is from RefSeq and is a predicted model, not a curated record. The transcript is spliced from 7 exons. The coding region runs from base 1 to 1122 and encodes 373 amino acids.
AUGGAACAGAGCCAAUGUGUUUCCAUAAUAUUUCUUUCACUUCAGUUGUUGAUGCACAAUGGGAAAUCAGAUCUGGAAGGAACUAAUAGCAUGUUUGCAGCCAAGAUGAUUCAGACUGAAUAUGAGCAAAUCUUUGAAUGCAUAAACGUCAACUCACAACCGUCUCUUCGGCAUCCUUUGCUGAGAGAUCAUAUUGUUCAGAUGAGGCCAACCUCCUUUGCAGACAGUUUGGAUGCUGAUCUCAAGUCAAAAUUUUCUUACGAAGAAGUUACGAUAAAUUAUAUUGCUUGCCCAAUGGGUACAGUCCCUAUUCUUCGAAACUAUGGAAGAAAUUCAACUGCUAGAUCUUUCAAAAUGUUGAAAGGAUACAUGCAGAAUGAGUACAAGAGCACUCUUCAUACUGUAAUGGUUGCCACAUUGCCUGCUACCGUUCACGGUUCUAUAGCAAUGAUAACAGUAUACGAGCCAAAUGUCGGUAUCAGCACUCAGCCAAGAUAUAGUGGAGCAGUUGUGCAAAUACAAAAUGGUGUCGAUCCACAUCUUUACGGCGACAACCAUUCCCAUUUCGAGAUUGCUUGGAGUGACAACAACCAUGGUUGCAUUAACCUCCUAUGUAAAGGCUUUGUUCAGGUCAGCUCACAGGUUGCUCCUAGAGCAAUAUUGAACCCCGCUUCCACCAUCAAUGGAACUCAAUAUGUAAUUGCAGUCGAACUUUGUCAGAAAAGAUAUCUUCUCUCAAUCAUGCAGGACACUGUCACUGGAAAUUGGUGGCUGACUUAUGGUAACGAAAGCCAUCCAGUAGGGUACUGGCCAAAGGAACUAUUCAGUUACUUGGCUGAUGCUGCGAACGAAAUUGGUUGGUUUGGCGUAGUGGGAGCUGCGCAUGGUGAAUCUUGUCCUCCAAUGGGUAGCGGUGAAUGGCCAGAUGAAGGAGAAGGAAAAGCAGCUUACUUCGCUGAAGUUAAAAUCGUAGAUGAGAGGACAAACGUAGUAGUUCCUAAUUUGAAAGACUGUGUUGUACAAAUAACAGACCCAAAGUGCUAUCAGGUAGGCCGUGUUAAUGCCCUAGAUGAGGGCCUGCAUUUCUACUUUGGAGGACCUGAAUGUCCAUCAGCUGGUUGA